This is a messenger RNA of Mugil cephalus (flathead mullet), 6242 nucleotides long. It is a transcript of the gene epb41a, whose product is annotated as erythrocyte membrane protein band 4.1a. Gene Ontology annotation, molecular function: structural molecule activity; actin binding. Lineage: Eukaryota; Metazoa; Chordata; Actinopteri; Mugiliformes; Mugilidae. The coding region runs from base 178 to 2745 and encodes 855 amino acids. The record is from RefSeq and is a predicted model, not a curated record. Gene Ontology annotation, cellular component: cytoskeleton; plasma membrane. Gene Ontology annotation, biological process: cortical actin cytoskeleton organization. The transcript is spliced from 21 exons.
GAAUCACUGAUGCUGGUUAAGAAUAGUGAGCGUUGACCAUUUGCUUCUACACAGUAGCUGUUAUUCUGCUGGAUGAUCUGAACACAUCGGUGAGUGAUUCUGUUCGCCGAGCUUGCUGCGGGGAGAGAAUUUGUUGACAUUUUUCACAUUCAGCGCCAUUUGCAGACAGCUGUUGCCAUGACAACUGACGAGGCUGAAAGUCACCAGAAGAAGGCGGCGCAGCAGGAGGAAGCCGGCCAGGAUGCCAGGCUGCCUUCUCCAGAGGAUGAGCAGCUCCAGCUUCAAAACCGCAAUUCAGCUGGCCGGGGCCUCUCACGCCUCUUCUCCUCUUUCAUGAAAAGGCGGUCGCAGUGUGAGGGCGAAGGGGGAGAGAAGGGGGAAAAAGAAGAAGAAGAAGAAGCCAAAGCCCCAAUUGCUGAUCCUGAACCUGAGCUGAAAACAGAGGGAGAGGUCGCCGUGGACCAGCAUUCAGUUAGCAGUGCUGAGGCCCAGGCUCUGCAGAUAGAAAAGAAAGAAGCUGAGGAGGAAAAGGGUGGAAAAGAGGAGCGCAAGAAGGAGAAGGGAGAGGAUGUUGCCUUUGAAAAGGAAGGAGAAAAAGAGGAGAAGAAGAAGGAGGUGGACGAGGAGAAGGAGUCUGGACCUGAUGGAGGCCCUAAGGAAGAAAAGGAGGAGAAGACCUCAGAGGAGGAGGCCAAAGCCCCCAGAGCAUCACGCCGUUCUAAGACCAUGCAGAUCAAAGUUACCCUGCUGGAUGACACUCUGUUCGAGUGUGAGUUGGAUAAACACUGUAAAGGCCAGGACCUCUUUAGUAGGGUGUGCGACCACCUCAACCUCCUGGAGAAAGACUACUAUGGCCUGGCCAUUUGGGAGACGCCCACCAUGAAGACUUGGAUGGACCUGACCAAGGAGAUUCGCAGGCAGGUACAAGGUGCCAACUACAAUUUCACUUUCAAUGUGAAAUUCUAUCCACCAGACCCAGCCCAGCUUUCAGAAGACAUAACAAGGUACUACUUGUGCCUUCAGCUACGGAAGGAUAUCCUGCAGGGCUGUCUUCCUUGUUCCUUUGUCACACUGGCUGUGCUGGGCUCCUAUGCCCUGCAGUCAGAGCUCGGCGAGUACGACCCCGAAUUGCAUGGCAAUGAAUAUGCUAAGGAAAUGAAAAUGGCACGAGGUCAAACCAAGGAGUUGGAGGAUAAAAUGAUGGAGCUGCACCGUACAUAUAGGUCAAUGAGUCCAGCCCAGGCAGAUCUGAUGUUCCUGGAGAAUGCCAAGAAACUCUCCAUGUAUGGAGUGGACCUCCACCAGGCAAAGGAUCUGGAUGGUGUGGACAUCAUGCUGGGUGUUUGCUCCAGUGGCCUGAUGGUUUACAAAGACAAACUGAGAAUCAACCGUUUUCCCUGGCCCAAAGUUCUCAAGGUGUCAUACAAGCGUAGCAGCUUUUUCAUCAAAAUAAGACCAUCUGAGGUGGAACAGUAUGAAAGUGCAAUUGGCUUCAAACUGCCCAAUUACAAGGCAGCCAAGAAAUUGUGGAAAGUGUGUGUAGAACAUCACACUUUCUUCAGGCUGACGUCAACUGAGAUGGCCACCACUCCAAGGAAAUUCCUAGCACUGGGUUCCAAGUUUCGGUACAGUGGUCGGACUCAGGCUCAGACCAAACAGGCAAGCUCUUUGAUCGACAGACCCGCUCCUCUGUUCCAGCGCUCCUCCAGCAAGAGGAACUCACGCAGUCUUGAUGGAGCAAUGGCUUCUACACCUGACACCAAAUCCACUCGUCCGGUCAGUGCCCCUGUUAUGUCACCGGUGUCUCCUGGAGAGGUUACCUCAUCUCCAUUGCUAGCCUCCCUGUUUCGCUCUGACCACCAUGACUGGUCCACACCCAAAGGCCACUGCUAUGCACACAGGAAAACAGAGUUCAAGGGAGAAUGUCACUCAGAGUACAUAAGGAGCCACAGCCCAAAACCAGAGUCCACUCCAGAAAUCAAGACAGUGGCCAGGAGAGAGCGGAGGCACUCCCCCUCUGUGGCCAUUACCAAUGGGGAAAAAGAGAGAAAGAGCCAGCACUCGCUUCAGGACAAAAAAACAUCGAUGGUGCGAGUGAGAAAGAAGAGAGCUAAGAAACUUGAGGGUGAAACUAUUUAUAUAAGACAUAGCAAUUUAAUGUUGGAGGACGUGGACAAGACCCAGACUGAGAUCAUGCGUCACCACACUAGCAUCAGUGAGCUGAAAAGGAGUUUCAUGGAGUCGGUACCAGAGCCUCGACCCAGUGAGUGGGACAAGCGUCUUUCCACCAGCUCACCUUUCCGUGCGAGCAUCAAUGGCCAGGUGCAAACAGUGUCACCUGUACUAAAGACCCAGACAAUCACCAUCUCAGAUGUCACCAACUCUGUAAGAGGAACUGUCACCUACAAGGACAUCCCCUUAGUUCGCACUGAAACCAAGACCAUCACAUAUGAGUCAGCACAGCCAGUGGACAGCCUGGCAGAGAGAGACGCUGGAGUUCUGCUGAGUGCCCAGACCAUCACCUCCGAGACCAUCAGCACCACCACUACCACCCAGAUCACCAAGACGGUGAAAGGAGGAAUCUCAGAGACUCGAAUUGAAAAGAGAAUUGUCAUCACUGGAGACACUGAAAUUGAUCAUGACAAGGCUUUGGCUCAAGCCAUUAAAGAGGCAAAAGAGCAGCACCCAGAUAUGUCUGUUACCAAAGUGGUUGUACACCAGGAAACAGAGAUCACCCCUGAGUAAGACUGACCUAUCCUUUGGAAGCCCUCUCAGAUGCCCAUUUUUUCCUCCUUACUUGUGUCUCAAUCACACCAUUUUACCUCAGCAUCCAAUCAGCGGUCACCAACCUUCCCUGCCUUGAACGUCUGCAAGACUACAUCAGAAGAAAACAAGCUUCAAUGCUCAACAAUGGACUUAAACCAAAAGUGUGGAGUUUGACCAGAAGGAGACACAGUCAUGAGAAAAAUUGACAAAAACUCUCCCACUAUUCCCCACAAUCCCCAUUUAUUCCAUUUACUGCCAAGUCACCACUAAAGUAAUGACUUUCAAAAAAAAGAAAAAAAAAAAUUUAAGUAGCAAACAAAAAAAAAAAAAAAAAAAAAGUUAAGUAUUUAUUGGCCUGCACUCUGUGUGGAGUAUUUACGGGGAAAAAAAUCAAGGGCAUUUUAAUCUUGAGAUUACUGGUACUUUAUUUUUCUACAGUUUUUCUUAUCAUCAGAAUUGGAUAUCAAUAACUUGGAAGUCAAACAUUUUUUAGCAAUGUGCAAUGUAUUCCAAACAGAAUUGAGGGAUUGUGGGUAAUUUUUUCUUGGGAUUGUACAUGUUUGACUCGAUUACAUUUUAAAGCAGUUUUAGUAUCAUUUGUUGUACAGCAAAUAUUUUAUUCUCCCUCUCAAUGUGAAAAAAAGUAUUUUUUCAAUUUAUGUAUAAACAGAUUGAGUUUAUCAGGGGAAGGGUUCACUCCUUUUGUUAUUGAAAGUUCUGUUUUCAUCAUUUGUUGAAAAAUUUUAAAUUUAUCAUUGGUUUAGCUGUUUAGCUGUGUAGUUCUUGUGUCACUAAAACAAGACGUGUGUAAGUGUACUGCUGUACAGAGACAGCAGAGGGCUGAUAUAUUUUCUUUAUUUAUUAUCUCUUCUUUAUUCUUUUUGUGUGUUUUGCAUUUUAGAUAUACUCGGCAAAAUAUGUGACAUCAUGAUUUUUCCUGUUCUGGUCGUUGCGGACACUUUUAGUCAUUUCUACUGAGCAUGACAUUAGAAUAUGUAGUGUUUCUGCAUAUGUGACACAUUUCUACUUUUCUAUGAGAUGGGCAGUGUGUAGUCAUCCAGAGAAAUUAAAUUCAAGAGACAGUAAAUGAAAACUUUGCAGUUCAGAGUUUGUUCUAACGGAUAUCGGAGCAUUUCAAAAGCAAAGAGAUGAGCAAAGGCUGACAAGUUGCCAUAUUAAACACCAAAUGCAAUGGCAAAGUAAUCAGAUGUUUUCUAAUCACCGUAAGCUAUAGUACAUUGAGCUCUGAACAUAGACUGUCUAUAAAUAUGGACAUUGUAUUGGCCUGAUGCUAAUAUCCCGGGGAUAUUGGCAGCAGCAUCUUGCAAGUUUGGAGCCAGAAUCUGCUCAGUAUGGUCCAAAAGUGGAGUCACUUGGAGCAUGGCCACACACAUUAUCUAGUUAAACUCUUAUUAAGGCGUAUAAAGAGUAUACAUGUGACGUCAAUGUAUACCAUCUGUAUAUGCCAGAGAAAAUUGAUUUCCAAUCUCAUUGUCUGUCUUAGUCGGACAAUGAGAACUCCGAUAUUAGUCAAAUCUAGUCACUUACGUUCACGUAAGUUGUCCAGUUAGAGACAGAUUAUGGAAAUAAUUCUUUUUUUUUUAUUUUUAUUGUAGUUGUAGUGUUUGUAGUUAUAUUUGCAAAAAGGUAGUUAAUGACAGUAUGCGACCAUGUAAAUUUCAACGUCAUAUUGAAACUAAGCACCACAUUUUAUAUACCAAGCGUGUGCAGCACAUACAAAUCAUCAACAGUAACAGUUCUUUAUUUAUUCCUAUUGUCACAAUCUUACAGGACUGCUGGCAACUGAUUGUCAUCAUGAGUUCACAUCCUGUUUCUAUAGUGUCAAAUAACAAAACUAAACAAAAGUUCAGAAAAAUUGACACUUGAACAUGCAUCAGCAUUAUAUUAACUACCUAGAAUGAGAGAAUUAAUUAUUAUUAAUUAUAUUAAAAUGAAAAGAAAAAAAAAAAAGAUUUGCUGUGUUUUUUAGGAUUUUAGUUUGGCCCAAGUCCCAUCUACUAACCUGGAGGUGGAGGAACUAUUCGGGGGAGCUGUACUUGCUUUGCCUUCACUUUUGGUUGACUGCUCCGUCGUCUAUCUUUAUACAGUCUAUGGUUCUGAAACAUAUACAUGACACAUAAAGAUAUGAUAGCUACAAAGGAUUAUCAGAUUAAUACAUAGUUUGUUACAAAUUUAACCUUACCUUUAUCUUUAUCAUGAGUCUCAAAGUGCUUUACAGCCACCAUGUUACAUCUAUCAAUUUGUUAACACAAGUGCAAACACAUCAACUGACAAUUUGAAGCCAAGCCAAGCUGUUUGGGUCAGUCACAUGAAACUAUUAAGUGAGUUACACAUGAACAAAAAAAAAAAAAAAAAAGGUAUGGUUUGUUUUAUUCACUCACCACAACAAAGCCUCUAUUUUAAAAAAUCUGGCAGAACAUCAAGUAGUGCUCAAACUGUUCUCUAACUUUUGUUAAUGAAAUUGUGGAUUAUCAGUUUAUCAAUACAGAUUUUUUGCGUUUACCAAUUUAUGGGAAAACAGGUUGUCUAUGUAGCGACAAAAAGUCGCUACAUAGACAACCUGUGGUAAAUUGGUAAAUGCCGAGCAGGCGAUUGAACCUUAAGGUGAUAAUCCACAACUACAGUUAUUAGCACAAUAAAAGCUGAGUACUGCUGGGUGCACUGUCACAUUUGCUUCACAGGGAGUAAAGUAGAGGAAGGAGUGAGGAGAAACGAGAGACAGCAUUAACAUGCCACCCACAUAAAUUCAGCAUGGAUAUGUGACUAUACUUCAGCAAUCUUAAUUAACCAACAUAACCAGAUCAUCGAUGCACUAUCACAAUUAUUAUCCCAAAAGACCAAACAGUCAUUUGUAGACAUGUUACUAAUUAUUGUAUUUUAGCACAAAGUUUGAUAAACCAAGAAACACAAAAUGGAUUUUAAUUGCCAACACAUAAAAAGACCACUACAACAUGUGUUUCUUAUGUUGUUAGGAUACUAUUUUGCCUUGAAGAAUGUCAGUUGAAAAUGAUCCCUAAUAUAUUAAAAUGGUUUAAGUAGUUAGUUUACCUUUGAUUUUCUUGAUUGUAAUUCUAUAAUUUAAUGGUGAAUAAUGUAGCUACACCAUUAUAGUUUUACCACAAUAAUUUCAAAGAUCUGAGUCUAGUUAUGAUUAACCGUAUUAGUCGAUUGUUUUUGUAUUACAUCAAUAUACAAAUCCAAGAGCGCAAAGUUAAGUCCUUUAAGACACACUGCCCAUUCACGUCAGACGCAGAGUAGUGUCAGUACAGCUCUUACAGCUUUUACCUUAUCAAUUUGCAAAUGUGAUGCUUUUAUUUUUAAUAUUCUGUACAGCUGUCCCAACAUAUCCUUUGUUAAUAAGUAAUCUUAUGAUUCUAAGUUCCUUGUUGAUUGUGAACUAUCACUUUCACCAUUUCACAAUUAUUCACAAAAUAAAUUCAAAUUUCGACACUGAA